Molecule: messenger RNA, 801 nt
Organism: Enhydra lutris kenyoni (northern sea otter)
Lineage: Eukaryota; Metazoa; Chordata; Mammalia; Carnivora; Mustelidae
Gene: MRAP
Product: melanocortin 2 receptor accessory protein
Exons: 3
Coding region: 385-801 (138 amino acids)
Biological process (GO): protein localization to plasma membrane; regulation of adenylate cyclase-activating G protein-coupled receptor signaling pathway
Cellular component (GO): endoplasmic reticulum; plasma membrane
Molecular function (GO): corticotropin hormone receptor binding; type 1 melanocortin receptor binding; type 3 melanocortin receptor binding
Source: RefSeq, a predicted model, not a curated record
UUCGGUCUAAGUCAGCGAUUCGCAGGUUGCUCAACAGGGCCCAGAACUGCCUUAAUGUAAGUCAAGGGCACCGCCAGCCUUUCAUUUUGGUCUGAUUACUUUUUAAAGUCUUAAAGCAAAGAGUCCUACUCGGCACCUUGUCCUUCAAGGGGCCCAGGUUCCCGUUUUCCUGUACUUACGCGGAGGGGCACGCUCGGGCCCGGCUGCAAACCCUGGACUCCUGCCUCGCAGCUCUGUUUGUCUUGGACUUUUAUCAAGGAGGGCGGGGCGGAAAGUUCUGCGUGGGGGCUGAGAUGUCAGGCACAGCCCCCUGGCCUUUCUCCCAGCCAAACAGUUCUGAUAAGUGGUCAGGCCUUGAGCCCGGAGACCCACAGACACACUUGGAUGACUUUACGGAAAUCAGUUGGCCAGUCCCUCCGAGGGCUUGGACCCGCUUCGGAUGCGCCGCCUGCCAGCGCCGCAGACAUGGCCAACGAGACCAACGCCUCCAGCCCGUACGACGGCUACGAGUACUACCUCGAUUACCUGGACCUCAUUCCCGUUGAUGAGAGGAAGCUGAAAGCCAACAAAUAUUUCAUUGUCAUCACCUUCUGGGUGAGCCUGGCGUCCUUCGUCAUGCUUCUCUUCCUCAUCCUGCUCUACAUGUCCUGGUCAGGCUCCUCACAGGGGAGGAACAACGCCCAACACCACGCAACAUGCCCCUGGAGUCACAGCCUCCACCUCCCCCUCUGCGUCCGGGGGCAGCCCUCCGGCUCCACUGAGCUCGGCCGGAGCCCCGGGCAGCCGAGCACGCAGCCCUGA